Andrographis paniculata is the source of this 2623-nucleotide messenger RNA. Its product is annotated as dolichyl-diphosphooligosaccharide--protein glycosyltransferase subunit STT3B. The transcript has 7 exons. Bases 240 to 2438 code for a protein of 732 amino acids. Lineage: Eukaryota; Viridiplantae; Streptophyta; Magnoliopsida; Lamiales; Acanthaceae. The record is from RefSeq and is a predicted model, not a curated record. Gene Ontology annotation, molecular function: oligosaccharyl transferase activity. Gene Ontology annotation, cellular component: membrane.
AUUGAAGUGGGAGGUUAUUUCGGACAUUAACUACAAGCGGAGAAGAGAGGAGUGUCCGUGUGUGUGUUUAGAGUUUGGACAGACACUGAAAAAUGAACACCCAAAAUCGGAUCACCCUUGCUGUUGUUGUCUAUUAGGGUUUUAGCGACUUUCAAUCUUUUCUCCAUUGAUUCCCAGUUCAAAUCCCCGAUCGCCGGAAAUCAAGCUCGAGAUUUCCUCCGAUCCGGAUCGCCGAUCCGAUGGUGGCAGCACCCAAGAUGGAGAAAUCGCCGGCGGAUCUGCUCGGAUCGCCGGGGCUGACCUCGCUGCUCAAGUCCAUUAAGCUGAAGACGAAGCAGCAGGAGCUCUUGAUCCGCGUCUCCAUUCUCUGUCUCGUUUACGUUCUGGCGUUUAUUACUCGCCUCUUCAGCGUGCUGCGUUACGAGAGCAUGAUUCACGAGUUUGACCCCUACUUCAAUUAUCGGGUUACUCAGUUUUUGACUCAGAAGGGGUUUUACGAGUUCUGGAAUUGGUUUGACUCCGAGAGUUGGUAUCCGCUCGGUAGGAUUAUCGGCGGGACACUUUAUCCUGGCCUCAUGGUCACCGCUGCCCUUAUUUACUGGACUCUUCGGUUCCUCAGGUUUGCAGUUCAUAUUCGGGAAGUUUGUGUGCUCACUGCACCGUUCUUUGCCUCCAACACCACCCUUGUUGCUUACUUCUUUGGGAAAGAGUUGUGGGACUCUGGUGCUGGACUUGUAGCAGCAGCACUCAUUGCCAUUUGCCCUGGAUAUAUCUCGAGGUCGGUGGCAGGAUCAUAUGAUAACGAGGGUGUUGCUAUAUUCGCUUUGCUACUUACAUUCUAUUUAUUUGUCAAGGCUGUGAAUACGGGGUCACUUGCUUGGGCUGUGGGUUCAGCUUUUGGAUAUUUUUACAUGGUUUCAGCAUGGGGUGGUUACGUCUUCAUUAUUAAUCUGAUCCCUCUAUAUGUGAUGGUUCUGUUGAUUACUGGAAGAUACUCUAUGAGGUUGUAUGUAGCUUAUAAUUGUACAUACGUGCUGGGAAUGUUACUAGCCAUGCAGAUUCGGUUUGUGGGCUUUCAGCAUGUCCAGUCUGGAGAACACAUGGCUGCAAUGGGUGUGUUUUUCUUGAUGCAGGUGUUUUACUUCUUAGAUUGGGUGAAAUACCUUCUAAACGAUCCGAAGAAAUUCCAUACAUUCCUUAGGAUCACAGUGACUAGUGCCGUAAGUUUGGGUGCAAUAGCUCUUGGAGUUGGAACUGCUUCUGGAUAUAUUUCGCCAUGGACUGGUAGAUUUUAUUCUCUAUUGGACCCAACUUAUGCAAAGGACCAUAUACCUAUAAUUGCAUCUGUCUCUGAGCAUCAACCAACAGCCUGGUCAUCGUUCAUGUUUGAUUUUCAUAUAUUGCUACUGCUGUUCCCUGCUGGUCUAUAUUUCUGUUUCAAGCGCCUCUCUGAUGCCACAAUAUUCAUAGUCAUGUAUGGUCUCACCAGUAUGUACUUUGCUGGAGUCAUGGUGCGGUUGAUACUUGUUGCUACACCUGCAGUAUGCCUUAUUAGUGCUAUUGCAGUCUCGGCCACUAUUAAGAAUUUAACCCAGCUGGUGAGAGCAAAGACCAAACCUGUUACAGUAGGUUCUGGUAAAGGAGUAGCUGGCACCAAAGCUUCAUCGAAGGGUUCCAUGGAUCAAUCUUUGCCUUUCCAAAAAAAUGGUGCAGCUGUGUUGCUGUUGGGAGCAUUUUAUUUACUUAGCAGAUAUGUUAUCCAUUGUACUUGGGUCACCUCAGAGGCAUAUUCAUCUCCAUCAAUUGUCUUAGCUGCUAGAGGUGCUAAUGGGAACAGGAUUAUUUUUGAUGACUACCGUGAAGCAUAUUAUUGGUUGCAACAGAAUACUCCUCCGGAUGCCAAGGUGAUGUCUUGGUGGGAUUAUGGUUAUCAGAUCACUGCCAUGGGGAACAGGACAGUUAUAGUUGACAAUAACACUUGGAAUAACACUCACAUUGCAACCGUUGGGCGUGCAAUGUCAUCUUAUGAAGAUGAAGCAUAUGAGAUUAUGCAAUCAUUGGAUGUUGAUUAUGUAUUGGUAGUCUUUGGAGGUGUCACUGGAUAUUCUUCUGAUGAUAUCAACAAAUUUUUAUGGAUGGUGAGAAUCGGAGGGGGCGUUUUUCCAGUAAUUAAGGAACCCGAGUAUCUUGUUAAUGGGGAGUACCGGGUUGACAAAGGUGCAGCUCCAAAGAUGUUGAACUGUCUAAUGUACAAGCUAUCUUAUUAUCGUUUUGGGGAGCUGACUACAGAAUACGGACAACCACCCGGGUAUGACCGAGCGCGAGGUGUUGAAAUCGGGAACAAAGACAUAAAGUUAGAACACUUGGAAGAGGCAUUCACCACAUCCAACUGGAUAGUUCGAAUAUACAAAGUUAAACCCCCAAACAACAGGUGGUGAUUUAGAUAUCUUCUAUCUCUAUACUCUCCCUCCCUCGCACAGACAGACGACAGGUUUUGACUGUGAUGUUGAGUUCAUACUGUUGAGUAGACAGUUUUAAGGUUCCGAAUUUUUCUGGAUUUUUGUCGAAUCUUGGAGAUUUUGUAGUGAAUUUGUACUUUUAAAACUAUUGCUAAUUUGAUUUA